AUGCUCCCUUCCAUUUUACUCGAGGAAUUCAAACGACGUCUCCACCCGCCAUUGCCUCAGCUGAGUGAGCGUGAACACCCGCUGGGAGCGGUCGAUUCCUAUGGGGUAGCAAAGCUGCACCCAAAUGACCGCCCUAACGCCUCGAGUCUUGAAUUAGCACUAGAGUACAUCAUCAGCGAUGGACUGCCCGAUGCUUCCAUCUCUCUAGCCUUUAGAAAGUUUCUCGCCCUCCAAUGCCGCACGGGCCAAGUGAAGAAUGUGCUUCUGGUUGGGCUCCACGGUGGAUACGCAACCACCUGGAUUGCCACUAUGAACCCCCAGGUCCACAUUACCGCAUUGGAAGCCGACUCCUCCCAUGCUCAGAUGGCCCGCGAAAAUAUCAACAAAGCUGGAGUCUCUAGUCAACGCCCGCGAUAUGAGUUUGCCUUCAUUGACGCGGGCCUGGAGCAUAGUUGGGACUACACGAACAAAGCGAUUUGUAUUUCACGUCCUGGCGCGAAUAUCAUUGUCAACAAGGUCGUUCAACGUGGUGAAGUUGCGGACACCGAACCCGAGACAGUCGAUAUGGACGGGGCUCAAAAGGUGAUUGAAAGGACAGGGAUGGGCCCCCGCGUGGAGGCCUGUUUGAUGCAGCAGGUGUCGGACAAAGGCUACGACGGAUACUUAAUGGCUGUGGUGAAAUAA
This is a messenger RNA of Aspergillus nomiae NRRL 13137, 684 nucleotides long. Its product is annotated as O-methyltransferase. Bases 1 to 684 code for a protein of 227 amino acids. Lineage: Eukaryota; Fungi; Ascomycota; Eurotiomycetes; Eurotiales; Aspergillaceae. The transcript is spliced from 3 exons. The record is from RefSeq and is a predicted model, not a curated record. Gene Ontology annotation, molecular function: O-methyltransferase activity.